CUGGGCGAGUCCGUUCGCGCGUAUGCGUAAUGGCGGCCGCGUUGGCUCGGUCGAGAAUCUCGUUGCCGCAUGGGCACAAAGUCGAGCGCAUCUUCCUUUCUUGCGGCCGUCGGUUCUUCGCCAAGUCGACUCCGCUCCGUAUCUUCUUGGAUACGACACGACGAGAUAGCGUAAGCCCUCGCUCGCAAGUAGGUGACAUGCCCAGCACUCGUGACGUUGAGCGAGCUGAACGUAAUGGACGAUUUCGCUUACGACGAAAAGACAGCACAAGUAGUGACUUGAAUCGCCAUAAUUUUGAUGGUGUCGACAAACGGCACAGGCGACAUGGCAAGAGCAAGAGUUCCAGCAAAAAAAAGAAAAAACAUUAUACACCACAACAUAAGCCUCUGGAGAAUAUACCAUCUAUAGCUUCGUCUAUUGUAAAACCAUUGGUUGAAUAUUCUGAUGUAAGUAGUGAAGAUCUUUCUGAACCAGAAGCAGGAGAAAUACAAUCAGAAGGAAGUCGUGCAAAUAGUUACACAGAUGGGGAAGUAACUGAUCUGCAUCAUCAAAGACAGUAUUAUGGCGGUAGUCCGGUACGAGCUCUUGGAGCAUCUCCCAUCAGUAUGUCUCCUUCACCACCGCUCGACCAACGCCAUCAUAUAGAUAGACAUUAUUCUUCGCCAAAAGAACAAGAGCCAUCAAUGCACGGCGCAACACCGGAAUACGAAGAGGAAGCAAGACGGUAUGCUCGACGGAAGGAGAAAAAACAUAAACGUGAGAAGAAAAAGAAAAAAAGCCUGAGUCCAUCGUCGAGUUCAGGAAAAAAAAAGAAAAGAAAAUCCAGAAGACACUCGUAUAGCGUGUCUCCGCACCGUAUCAUUACUGAAGAGUCGGAACAGACUACUCUAACUCUCGAUCGCGAAAAACAAUCGGCAAACGCUGCUGUUGCUACUGCUGCUGCUGCAAAAUGGUCGGAAUCGCCACCAAUGUUACUGAAAGACAGCACGUCGCCGAUCUCACCGGCUACGCCGCAGGAGCAAAGGUGUUUCAGUGAAGAAGCAGAAUUGGAGAUGUCAAGACAAACAUCUCAGAACAUUAUAUCACCCGCUCGGCCACCGACACGGCAGACUGUAUCGCCACACACGCCACUGCUGCCGCCACGUUCGACAACGCCGGAAACUAAAGUUGUUGUCGCUACACCGAAGCACAGUAGCCCCGAUCGGCUACUGAAACGUAGUCCCAGUUUUCAAUCAACGCGACGUAAUAGCAUUAGCCCCGUUGGUUCAAGCCGUAGAAGACCGCACAGUCCGAGUCCACCGAGACGAAGAGAUCACAGUCCGCCGCGAAGAAGAGAAUUUAGUCCUACUUCAAUUCUUCACAGAUCUAGGCACAGUCCAAGCCCGGCCACGGUCAGACGACGAGAUUUCAGUCCAAGUCCUAUGAGCCAUAGACGUCGAACGGACGGCGGAGUCAGUUCUCCUAAACGCAGGAGACGAGACGAGCUUGAUCGACGUCAUCGACAUCAUGAUAAGGAGAGGAAAGACAAACGAAAGUCGAGAUCAACUAGAAGUCCCACCAGCAGCAGAUUACAUCUGCCUCUCUCUCGAUCCAGAUCACGUAGUCCUAGAUGGCGAAAGAUGUCUCGCUCAAGAUCACGUUCGCGCAGAAGAAGUCGUACUCCGAAAAAGUCACGUUCACCAAGCAAAUCUCAUAAGUCGUUGAGAAAACACAAAUCGAAGAGUCCACGACCGAGAAUACCUUCUCCUUCGCCUCACAGAUCUCGAGCUAGAAGUCCAUCGUCUAUCAGUGCUCGAAAUCUUCGCGUCCAAGCUAAGAUUAGCGAGACUAGUCUAUUUGCGGAACUUGUAAAGGAUCGAAACAUGAGAGAGUUGGCUUUUAGAAAAUUGCAAGCUGCGAAGGAGAAGGCCGUAAAUCAGGAUGAUGUGCAAAUCAUCGAAGGUACCGACGAGAAAGACGGCGGUACUAAUAUGUCCUCCGAAAGUAAAGCUUCCACUGACAAUAAGGACAAAAUUGUAAAUAACAAAGAACAACCUUUAAAAAUUGGCGAGAACGCUACGAAAACUGUCGACGUUAUCGACAUUCCUGUUCCAACGAGCGAUGACUCUCUGGCGGGUAAAACGCCGCCAUUGCCACCAUCCAAUCAACCGGUCGUUGCACCGCCACCUGCGCCAAUAAAUCCGCCAUCCGCAACAACAAAUAUUUCGAUUCAUCACACAAAUAUUUCUUCGCCCAAUCCACCAUCGAUAUUACCCAAUAAUUAUCCGAUUGCUAUGACGCACAGUCCCAAUUUCCCGACUUCUGCUCCCAACAUACCACCGCCGCCGCCGCCGCCGCCGCUACCACCUUUACCGCAAACUGCCGAGCCCACUGUUCCUAUUGCGCCAACGAUUUUGCCGCAAGUGACUGCAUCUGUACCCAUGUCGGCACCUCCACCGAUGCUAUCUACACCAAUUUUACCUAAUAUACCAACUCUACCUCCAUCCCUACCUCCACCAAUUCCUGUCCCAGCACCAAACACAAUCAUGUCCAAGUUCAAUCCACCCAACAAUCUCGUGCCGCUCAAAUCGAUAGAUCCUCCCAAACCUCCUAUAGUAACUUUCACAACCAAGAGUCUCAAGAAAUUACCAUUGCCACCCGGCAUUAAUCAGAAUGACUUGGAAAGCAUUGAUUCUCCUCCAAGUAGGUCUCCGAGUCCUCCCAGCAAAAACUUAAAACUUCCGGCAUCGACGGCAAAACCGCCGCAAAAGAAGAGUAUCAAAGAUCUGCCAAUGCCACCAGUCGUACCUGGAUCAGAAGAUUUAAGUGGCGAAGACGAUUCGAACGCGACACCACCACGUUCGAAGGUCGAACGGGUACCGCCGAAACCCAAAUUAAAGAGACCAAAAAUACUAAAGCGCAGAGGAUCGCGAAGUCGCACUCCUAUGUCAGCUUCCGGUGGCAAAGACUGGGGCGAACGAUGUGUCGAUGUGUUCGAAUUUAUAACGCAGAUCGGUGAAGGUACUUACGGACAGGUAUAUAAAGCUCGGGAUAAACGGGCAAACGUAUUGGUGGCAUUGAAGAAAGUUCGUCUUGAAAACGAGAAAGAGGGCUUUCCUAUCACAGCAGUCAGGGAAAUAAAGAUCUUGCGGCAGCUUAAUCAUAAAAACAUCGUUAAUCUUCGAGAAAUCGUCACCGACAAACAGGAUGCACUGGAUUUCCGGAAGGAUAAAGGUUCCUUUUAUUUGGUCUUCGAAUAUAUGGAUCACGACUUGAUGGGCCUAUUGGAGUCCGGAAUGGUGGAUUUCAAUGAAAUGAAUAAUGCCAGUAUCAUGAAACAGUUGUUGAACGGUUUGAAUUAUUGUCACAGCAAAAAUUUCUUACAUCGGGACAUCAAGUGUUCAAAUAUAUUGAUGAACAACAAAGGUGAAGUUAAACUGGCUGAUUUUGGACUGGCACGACUUUACAACGCGGAAGACAGACAGAGACCGUAUACCAAUAAAGUAAUUACUUUGUGGUACAGACCGCCUGAACUUUUGCUAGGUGAAGAGCGUUAUGGGCCUGCGAUUGACGUGUGGAGUUGUGGCUGUAUCUUGGGAGAGUUGUUUUGGAAGAAACCUUUGUUCCAGGUAAAGGCCAAUGUAGAUAUAUUGCAGCUGGAGGCAAUUUCGAGGAUUUGCGGGACACCUACUCCUGCUGUCUGGCCUAAUGUGAUAAAAUUACCGCAUUGGCAUACACUUAAACCCAAAAAGCAGUACAGAAGACGUUUGAGGGAAGAGUUCGCGUUUAUGCCAGGAGCGGCUUUGGAUCUUCUGGAUAAAAUGUUAGAACUAGAUCCCGAGAAACGGAUAACAGCAGAAGAUGCACUUCAGAGUACUUGGCUGAAAAAUGUCCAACCUGAACAGAUGCCGGCGCCGCAGCUUCCGACGUGGCAAGAUUGUCAUGAACUCUGGAGUAAAAAACGGAAAAAACUAUUAAGGGAACAGCAAGACACCGCUGCAGUAAGAUUGCCUCUUCUUGGAGGUUUCGUUCACAGUCGUUCGAACACGACGACGACGCAGUACAGCGGAAAAUAGAAGCACGAAACAUCGUUGGUUUCACUCUGCAGAAAUUGUUAAUAUAUAAGCGAUACGACAAUAUAUCACUUAACUCUCUAGCUGUAAUAUACAACUGUUUUAUUAAGACGCUUGAAGAGAGUGACGUGAAAAGAUGAAAUACAGUUACACUUCACUGUUCUAUAAUAAUCAUUAUAAAAAGAUGUACAUAAUGACAUAUUUAACAUCAAGAAGCCUCAAUUGAUCAGCAGAGUCAAUUGAUUCAAAAUUUACUUUUGAUACAGACGUUUCACAAUUUCAACUAUAGACGUGUACAAUUCUUAUAGCUAAAGGGUUAAUUGUUUGUCCAUUUCCUCUCCAUUAUCCACACUCGAAAUAUUUACAAAUAAUUACAGCAAAAUGAUUGUUCUGACUACAUCAUGUUAGUUCUUCACGCGAAUCUGAUGAUCGUCAUGUGUGCUUUGUAGCGCACCAUCAAACGGCAAAAGAAGAUAUUCUCUUUUUGGUCAUCUAUUUAGGUUUAAGAGCGAUUGUAAAACUUCAGUACGUCAGUUUAUUAAAAUAAACUAAGAACAUAUUGUACACAUAUCCGUCACUGUUUGUCAUGAAACAGAAAAACGUACAUGUAUAAUAUAUUUACAUUUACAUAAUGCAAUAAGCAUUAUAUGAUGAACGCGCGCACAUAUUAAUAUCGAAGACAAGAAUAUCUAGUAGAAUGUUUCAAUUGUGCGCGGUGCAUAUAAAUAUAAAAGAAAAUUUAACAUUAUUAUUUUGUAGAUGUACGAUUCUACAAAAUCAAUAUAAAUAUUUGUAUUUAUACCGCUGUUGUAAAUCAUAAGCGAAAUACAAUUAAAACAGCGAUUUUAUUAUAAAUAAAUGUAGAAGUCACGUUAGCAAACGAUGACUGCUCACUAUUUUUUACAAGAAAAUGUCUAUAUAAAUAGACAAGAAAAAUGUAUACAGAAAAUAAUUAUUGAAAUGUAAAAUGUUUCUGUCAUGUAAAUAGAUAGGUAGAAUAUACAUAAAAAAAUAUUUCUGAAAAAAAAAAAAAAA
Messenger RNA from Pseudomyrmex gracilis, 5087 nucleotides. It is a transcript of the gene Cdk12, whose product is annotated as cyclin-dependent kinase 12. Gene Ontology annotation, biological process: transcription elongation by RNA polymerase II; positive regulation of transcription elongation by RNA polymerase II; protein phosphorylation. Gene Ontology annotation, molecular function: RNA polymerase II CTD heptapeptide repeat kinase activity; ATP binding; cyclin binding. The coding region runs from base 30 to 4055 and encodes 1341 amino acids. The record is from RefSeq and is a predicted model, not a curated record. The transcript is spliced from 9 exons. Lineage: Eukaryota; Metazoa; Arthropoda; Insecta; Hymenoptera; Formicidae. Gene Ontology annotation, cellular component: cyclin/CDK positive transcription elongation factor complex; nucleus.